Molecule: messenger RNA, 819 nt
Organism: Dinoponera quadriceps
Lineage: Eukaryota; Metazoa; Arthropoda; Insecta; Hymenoptera; Formicidae
Gene: Jhbp16
Exons: 4
Coding region: 1-819 (272 amino acids)
Source: RefSeq, a predicted model, not a curated record
AUGCGUCCUAGGAUUUUUGUGCUUGAAUUGACACCGGCGUUGUUGUUGCUGCUGUUUUACGCUUCGGUUACCGCCGAUUUCGAGAACCAUUUCAAAGACUGCCACCCAGACACGUCGGGCUUCGAUGUUUGCGUUCGAGGAGGAUUGAAUGCUAUUCGGCCUUAUUUCAAAACCGGUCUGCCGCAAUACAAUCUGCCCCCGUUCGACCCCUUUUUUGCCAAAGAGAUUACGGCCAAGAGGGGCAUUCCGAAUUUCGGCUUCACCUUAACGCUCCGCAACGUCUCCGAAUACGGAUGGACUUUUAGUAAAGUGGUGAAAUUCGUGUCCGAUCUGAAGAAUUAUAAGGUCGUGUACACACAAAGUUUCCCGGAAAAAUCGCUGUCGGGCAGCUACGAAUUUAAGGGCGUACUCUUCAGCAGCAGCAUAAUCAAUAAGGGAACAUUCACGAUGACUCUCUAUGAUUUGAUUCAAAUGACUACCGUGACCAGACUGCCGAGCCGAAAGAUACGCGCCCAGAUGGACGUGCAGAGUAUCAGAGAUAUGAGCCUUCACAUCGGGAAUCUUCUGUCCGGCAAGGAAUUUCUCGAGAAUAUGCUUGACAAGUUAAUUAACGGCGCCUGGCAACCGGGUUUCGUCGUAACACGUGGCCUGAUCAAUGAACUUGUCUCAACAGCCUUCACGGAGAUUUUUGACACCUGUUUCCGCAAUUUCCCCUUCGAACAGAUCUUCAAACCUGUAAAUAGGCUGUCCAAAGCCAAUUCGACCGUGAGCUCGACAGCGACGAAACGAAACGGGAUUGCCGGGAACUCGUUUAAUUAA